UACUGUAAUUCUCAGGUCGGGUUCAAUUUGUUUCAAUUGCAGAAAUUGCGAGAAAGGGGGGAAGGGAAAAUGCAGCAGACAGCUGCACCACCACCGUCAACUCAGGGAGCGGCGGCGGCGGCGGGGGAUGCGCCGCCGAAGCAGGUGGCGCAGGCGCUGGAGCAGCUAGGGCAGGCGGGGCGAUUGAUCGCCGAUGUGCGGCUCGGCGCGGAUCGGCUGCUGGAAGCGUUGUUCUUCGUGGCGGAUAAACCUCAUCACCAGCAUUCUGCCAAGUGUUUGAAUUUGAUGAUUAAAGAAGAAUCUCUAAUGCGCCACCAUCUCCAAAACCUCCGCGCUGUUGGAAGACAGCUGGAGGAAUCUGGUGUUCUAAAUGAUUCUCUCCGCUCACGAAGUAAUUCGUGGGGCCUACACAUGCCUCUUGUUUGUCCAGAUGGCGCUGUCGUUGCUUAUGCAUGGAAGCGCCAGCUUGCUGGCCAGGCUGGCGCAUCUGCCGUUGACAGGACCAGAUUGGCACUUAAGGCAUUUACAGAUCAAAAAAGGCGAUUUUUCCCCCACCUGGCAGAUGAUUCUAUUGCAGAAUCAGCUGCAAAGAAACAUUGUAGUCCCCUGCCGAUAUCUCAUGAAGAGAAUAGCGAUCAUAAGACAUUGAGCGAUAUCUUGUCACAUCUUGAAAAAGAAGUUCCAAGUCUGCAAGCAUUUACCUACCAGAGAUUGGAUUGGUUGAAGCGGGCAUCGUCUUUGCCUUCUGGUGCGAAAGAAAGCUCUGCCGAUGAUUCAUCGAAGAAUCGUAGCUUUCCAAGCACAAGCAAGUGGGGGCAAAGCAUGGAUGGUGCGGAUAAAGCUGCUGUGAUUGAGUUACUUCUCCCUUCUGUUUUUAGAGCUGUAGUAUCAUUACAUACAGCGGGAUCAGUGGACCCUGAUGCAGUGGCUUUCUUCGCGCCCGAUGAGGGUGGCAGCUAUCUACAUUCACGCGGGUUUUCAUCGCAUCAUGUAUUUAAGCAUGUAUCGGAACAUGCUUCUGUGGCUCUACAGUACUUCAUUUGCGCCAAUCCCGAAACAGCCUUGCAAACCCUGCUGCACUGGGUUUGCAGUUAUCGAACACUAUUCAUGAAAGUCUGCAGCAAGUGCGGUAAACUACUAUCAAUGGACAAACAGUCGGGUCUGAUAUUACCCCCCGUGAAACGCCCUUAUCGCCAUUCCACUGCUGGUAGAAAUUCGUCAAAGAGUUCAUCGGCAGAGAAUAAUUACAGCCUGGAUCUUGUUCAGGCUUUUCACAUUAGCUGCUUCUCAGAGGAUGCAUAGGUUUUUCAUGUAUUGUCAAUGUAGAAUGUACAAAUUAACUAAUAUAGUAAGGUCUUGUUUGGUUGCAUGGGUCAGAUUAUCUUGGAUUGGAUUGGAUUGGAUUGAAGUGUACUAACUCUAUAGUGACGAACUAAUUAUUCAGUUAGUAAGAUGUUCGGUUCUUUAUAUAUUAGAUGAAUCCCAA
This is a messenger RNA of Erythranthe guttata (spotted monkey flower), 1486 nucleotides long. Its product is annotated as mediator of RNA polymerase II transcription subunit. Lineage: Eukaryota; Viridiplantae; Streptophyta; Magnoliopsida; Lamiales; Phrymaceae. Gene Ontology annotation, cellular component: mediator complex. Gene Ontology annotation, molecular function: transcription coactivator activity. Gene Ontology annotation, biological process: regulation of transcription by RNA polymerase II. The record is from RefSeq and is a predicted model, not a curated record.